UUUAAAAAUAAAAGUCCAGAAAACAGACAAACCAAUACAAACAAGUAAACAAAGAAAAACAACAUGCCUCCAGUCCACAUCAGGAAAAUCUCCUCUCCAGAGCGGCUCAGCAGAAACCCGAGUCUCUGGCUCGCACUCGACGUGCUCUCUCAGGGACUUCCUUACUUGGCCUGGACGUAAUUGUGUCCCAACCUAAACAAGGGGUUAGUGUGAGAGCGUCGAGUCGGCUGGGCCUCGAGGAAGCGGCCGGGAUGGGGAUCGAGCCCCAGGGAGGCGCGAGUUAACCCCGCGACUCCCAUAUCAGCGAAUGCGAAAGGCAGGCGGAGGCGAGGAAUACGGCGAGGCUGGACUCAAACAAGUCACAGCGGGAGAAGAGGAGUACUGUGAGAGAAGGGGAGAGCCUUAGAUGAAAUAUGCAGAAGGGAGGGAGAGAGAGAGAGAGACAGCUGACUUCAGCAGGGGAACACUGGGCCUUCCUAUCUUCCCUGGUGUGACAGUGUUGACUAGAUCAGAAUGAAGGACCAGUCUGGUGGGCCCCAUAUGUUAGGUUGGAGUGGAUGGGCCUCUCAGGAGACCUCCUGGAAUGAGCGUCCCGGAGAGAAUGCACGUGUGCUCGAACAUCCUGGAGAGAGCGCACGUGUGCUGGAGCAUCCUGGAGAGUGCACACGUGUGCUGGAGUAUCCUGAAGAGAGCGCACGUGUGCUGGAGCGUCCUGAAAAGAGUGCACACGUGUGCUGGGGCGUCCUGGAGGGAACGCACUCGUGUGCUGGAGUGUCCUGGAGAGAGCACACACGUGUGCUGGAGCAUCCUGGAGAGAGUGCACGUGUGCUGGAGAGCGCACGUGUGCUGGAGAGUGCUGGAGCAUACUGGAGAGGGCGCACGUGUGCUGGAGCAUACUGGAGAGGGCGCACGUGUGCUGGAGAGUGCUGGAGCAUACUGGAGAGGGCGCACGUGUGCUGGAGAGUGCUGGAGCAUACUGGAGAGGGCGCACGUGUGCUGGAGAGUGCUGGAGCAUACUGGAGAGAGCGCACGUGUGCUGGAGAGUGCUGGAGCAUACUGGAGAGAGUGCACGUGUGCUGGCUUUGGCUAGGGGAGCAUGUGCUCCAUCUGAGGAUUAUGAUUUAGCCUGGUCCUAAUCUGGUGAGCACUAGGUAGAUGUGAUUUAGAGAAGAACAGUAAGGCUCAGUUGUGAAGUGUUGUAUGUGCUCAUUGGGUUACUAAGUGCAAAGUGACCCAGUCACAAUGGAGGCGGGGUCAAAAUCUUAAAUGUCCUCUUUGUGUGUCUGUGAGAGUAAAUAUGUGUAUGUGUGUGUGCUUGUCUUUUAGUGUGUGACAUUAGUGCUUACAGAUGCUGAGAUGAAAGAGUGUGUGUGUCCUGUGUCAUAGAGGAAGCUGCUGAGAGCUUCCUGCCGUUAUGUUGUUACACACAUCAGAAGCAGCCAGAUGCAUUAUGCAGUGCAUUAUGGGAAGUUUACUGAGAGAGCCCCCCCCACUCUCCGGCACUGAUUAAAAAAAGACACCACCACAGACACUAAAACACUAAGCAGGAGUGCUUUAUUAUGGUGUAUAAUUGAAAGAUUACAUACAUUUUGGAUUAUGGGGAGCCACUAUAAUGCAGCAUCCCUCCCCCACAACAGACCAUUCUCCCUGAGAACACGCAUGUAGGGAGAGAUUACAUCCACACUCAUUCCACUCUAGAUCUUUAUUUACUUGUCAACAGACCUCUGAGGCAGCUCCAGACCAGAUGGCGGCUACAGCCCUGCUCUGCUCGCUGUAGCAAUCCGACGCGUCACUAAAUAUUUACAGCGGACCACCAGGUUAAAGUAGGAGACUGGGAGUUGACACAGGCAGAAGAAAGACACCUACUACUGUGAGCAUGUGUGACUGUAUGGUCCUCUCCAGGAAUGACAAGAACUGCAAAACAUAUGAAUAAAACACAAUUUUUUUCCCUA
Messenger RNA from Electrophorus electricus (electric eel), 1952 nucleotides. The record is from RefSeq and is a predicted model, not a curated record. Lineage: Eukaryota; Metazoa; Chordata; Actinopteri; Gymnotiformes; Gymnotidae.